AUGGAGGGCUCCAAACUUUCAGAUUUGGGGAUAUUGGUGGCUUUCAGGCUAAUAACUGACAUAAUUUUUACUAUAUUAUUUUUUGGCUGUUUAAUUUAUGGAGUUAUCGUUGAUAAUACAAGUGAAAGCAUCACUUUAGUUACACUGUCAAUAAUACUACCCCCCCUUAUCUCAAUCGCAACAAUAUAUAUAACAGGAUUGUGUUCUAACAUAAUUCUAAACUAUAAAUCUGGAAUUGGCCUGAAAAUUGACUGUAGUUUAUUAAAAAAAUCGAUUAUCCCUAUAGAAGGGAAGAUUCAAUACUUCAGCCAUUUUAAUAUUGUGAUUAGAAGGAUUUAUGAGAUAUAUUACACCUUUAAAGUUUCCAUUGCAUCACUUUUACUUAAGAAAUCUUACCAAAUUUUGAUGCUAAUGUGGAAUGUUGCGAUGAUUUUGUUUUGGUAUCUGGUUAUACCAUAUUUGAAACGAACGGAUGUUGAAAAAAUGUGGUCUUUUACAGGAGUUCCCCGCUAUUUACAUACGUGUCAAUACGCCUUCAUUUCAGUGGCCUCAAUGGAAACAUAUUUUUGGAUCUUGAGCAAAGAUGAACUUGAGAACAUAUUCACGAUUAUAUUUGCGGUGGAUUUACUAUCUCUACCCCCCUUUUUAUUGUUACUAAGAGUCACGUUUUUUAAUGGACUAACAAUCGUACAAAUUUAUUGGUUAAUUGGAUUUAUUGGGAUAAUUAAAUUAAUGCUAAAAUUGAAUUUAUACUGGAGCAAUGAGUGGAUAACGACGUUUACCAACACAUGUAGAUUUGUUUUGAAUCUGUUCUUAAUGGCUUCAUCUUAUGCAGGUUUGCUCUACAUCUGCCAAGGAUUACCAUCGCAAUUGGAAGGGAAAGGCCGGUAUUUAUCAGCAUUUGAGGAGAUUUGCAACUUCUACUAUCUUUCAGUAGUAACAUUUUCAACGGUGGGAUAUGGUGAUUUGAAACCCUUGAAUAAAUACGCAAAAAUUGCGACUGUAGCAUUCAUUUCCUGGGUAUUCAUGCAUGUACCAGUGGAGAUUCAUCGCUUUGUAUCUAUAAUGAAUAAGGAUAAUACUUAUUAUGGUCCCUUACCUACUAGAUUCAGUAAAAACAGUUUCAUACUCAUAGUUGGAAACCUAUCACCCACUCAAUUGAACCUGUUUAUAUAUAGCAUGUUCACUGCAAAUUGCAAUAAGAAGCUGGUGGUACUCACAAAUAGAAUGAUCGAAUAUUUUAAAGAUUCCAUAAAAUUGGCCCAAAAGUUACACGUUAUUAUAUCAGUCGUCAAAGGAGAUGUUGGCAUUAUUUAUUCAAUGCAUGAUCUCACCGUACUUCACGUAGAAAAUGCCAGUUCCAUUGUUCUAAUCGAUGAAUUCAACAGUAACCAUAAUAUGGACUUAUCUACAAUUGGAAGGGCAAUUAGUUUGGUUAGAUACUCUUGCAAUCCUGAAAAAAUAUCCAUGCAAUUGUUCAAUGGUUCUUCGAAGGCAUUCUUAAAUAUACCAAUACAAACUGUUUGUCUUUAUAAGAUCAAGACAAUGCUCUUUUUGAAGUCUCUAACUUGCCCUGGAAUUAUCCCUCUGGUAUCCAUCUUAUCAUCUCCUUGCUUGACACAAAAAAUGGUGAUACAAUCCACUGGUGCCUUUGCCGAGCUCCCUAAAGCGUCGCAGGAGGAGUACAUGUCGGGAUUAAAAGGGAGAUUAUUUUCGAUAAAAAUUCCAUCUGGAAAGGUUGGAAUGUCUUUCUCUGAUGUUGUACUUCAGAUAAAUGGUUCAACCGACCUAAUAAUUAUUGGCGUUCAGAAUCGAAAAAAUCGAUACUUUAUACUUAAUCCACUAGACUACAAGAUAAAGGAUGAUGAUUAUAUCAUUGUGGCCGCCAGAUCUGAUGAUACAUUUAGUUUGGAAGGUGCCCAUCCUGAGGACUCAAAACUCGAUAUGGCUCCGAGAAAAACACUGCUAAAUAUCGAACUAAAUAGCGCGAUUAAUGAUACUAGUGCUUUGAAGGACAUCAAACAGUAUACACUGCCUGAAGAUGUGGAAGCCGAGUCCACUGUAGUUAACAUACAACCAACAGACGGUGAACGGAUAGGGUUUGAUUACCACAAAUUGAGAUCUUCAAAUGAAAUGACUGUUUCUAGUGUUGAAGAGGCAAUCAAUAGGUUUAAAAAUCCAAAAUUGCCACUACUUAUUACAUUUGGUGACAUAAGUAGGAUCGAUAACUUCCUACCUAUCCUAAAAUAUUCAGGGCGAUUCAAUGUCAUAUCCAUAUUCAAGCAACCACCGAACUAUGAUUGUCAUGAUUUUUUGGAUUUUUCAGAUUUUUUAUUCUUAAUCGACGCGGAUGCAUCGCUAGACUCCGUAUGGGACAAGAUUAACGUACAAAGAUCUUACCAUUAUAUCAUCAUCCCGCAGCAUGGAAACGAUUAUUACGAAAUUGAUAUGACCUCUAUCAUCAUCCAUCGCAGGUUACUCAAGAUUCUUUCUACUAAUGAAAUCAAAUCGUUAAGGGGAAACUCUGCUUCCCUAAAUUGGGUAAUACUUACUGAAAUCAAAAACCCUUUAAACUCUUUGCUCUUAUCAGAUUUCAAGUGGGAUGCUUUUGACAACUCUAUCUUGGCAGCUCCCCAAUUUUAUUCCUCUGAUUUUGCUAGGGGCAGUGUAUUUUUCAAUGAUCUACUGUACAACUUUAUAACGCACAAUUAUGAAAUUAAUUCCAAGUCGGUGUACCCUCAGGUAUUUUUACAUUUGUGCAAAUGUGCAAUAGCACCGGACCACUGGGAUGGAAUACAAUUGUUAUCUAUUAGUGAAAUAUCCAAAGAGGAGACUUAUCUCCCCUGUCCAACAUUCAACAUUUUAUACAAGCACCUAUUUAAAACAAAAAACCUAGUAUCCAUAGCCAUAUAUCGCAGGGGCGAAAACAUGUUUGAUCGAUACCUACUACCUGUUCCAUGCCCUAAGACUAAGAUUAAGGCAUCAGACCAAAUUUUUGUCCUGUCAAAUGGUAACCUUGUAUAUGUCUAA
Molecule: messenger RNA, 3030 nt
Organism: Babesia microti strain RI
Lineage: Eukaryota; Apicomplexa; Aconoidasida; Piroplasmida; Babesiidae
Product: potassium channel (K2)
Exons: 12
Coding region: 1-3030 (1009 amino acids)
Biological process (GO): potassium ion transport
Cellular component (GO): membrane
Source: RefSeq, a predicted model, not a curated record